GCUGAACGGACCUUCAUCAAAAGCUACAACCAGGAUUAUUUUUCGUCGGCCAGCAUGAGCAUUACCUGCCGUUUGCUGGAGCUGUUACGGUUAAUCAAGUUGUCGAUAGAUAUAGUGCUUGUGGACCGUUGACUGUCCAGUCGUGGGAACACUAUCUGCUUCAUCAGCAUCGUGAUUACCAUCACAAUCAUCGCCUUCUUUGCAGUCAUUUGCGGACGACAACAUCUUCUCUGUUUAGGAAGAACCGUAACUGCCUCGUCCGCCGCUGCUAUUGCUGUCGCCGUUUAUGUGCGUGUUCGCUUGUAUCGGUUUAUUUGUGUGUCUUUCUUAGUCUGUGUGCCUGCCUUUGCAAGGCAUUGAACAUUUUGUCGUCGUUGCAAUCCUUGUUGUAGCUAGCAUUGCUUUUAUGAUGGUCGAGCGUGUGCUUGGUGACGAUGCUUGCCCAGGUGGGCCGUCGUCGUGUCUUGACAGCUGCCCCGAGGCUCCAGGUUAUGGCCUGUUGCCGUCACGGGUCUCAAGCCAACUGCGGUCCUUUCCUUUCGUCAUCGACGAAGGCGCCACGCUGCACCACAUUCACUGUCGUACUAUUACUGCGGCCUACAGCAGCCGCAGCACAACCGGGCGCCAGCUACGACGACAGCAUCAAAUGUGAUAGUGGCUGUCCGGUCCCAUGCCCAUCUCUCACUCGUUCGUUCGUUCGUUCGCAGGAGCUGCCUGGCAGCCUCGCACGCCUGCAGCAUCAGUCGCUGGAAAGUCAGUCAGUCAGUGGUCGAGCAUCACCAUCACUGCUUGUUAUGCUAGUAAUAGACCUGUAAUGGCGCUUUUCCCUGUGGUACUGAAGCUGUUUUAGUAAGCCGUCAAUAGCAGGGCAAUUGUCGGCAUCUACAACAAAGAGACUGACAAAUACGGAACGACUGAAUUGGUGUCUGAUCGCAUUGUAUCGGUGACACACACAACGGACGCUGUCAGCAAUUAGUUGAGUGGUAGUAUUCCUUCCAGUAGCGGAGUUUUCCCUUUAUUGGGCCGUAGUAAGAUUGAACUACGUAAGCCUUGCCAUCAAUGGCUCCGCUAGUGCUAAUUGUUUAAAAGUGAUCAAGCCAGGUAGGUGUAGUUUUAUCACAAAGAUACUGAAGAUCUGUCUAACGGCUUCAGUCGAACUUGUGCUAUAACUUGUUUCCGUCAGUAACGAUCUCGGAGUGUUUGCACAUCAAAGUGUUCACGGCCUAUGCGCGAACACUGCCACAUCUAGAGCCUAUGAGGAGGCGAUAACUAGUGAAAUCUUUCUAGCCAUUAAUGCAGAUCUACAAGAGAAAGUGAACUUUUUCGUCUACUUAAUUCGGAGCGAACGAGUGGAAUUUAGUACGUAACGUGCAGGAAUACCUUUAAAACGGACGUCGAAAUUAAGAGAUACGACGUGAACGCUUAGCCUGCGACGGGCCAUAGAAAGGCAUGAUGCAGCAGUAAACGGUUAGGGCCUCGAGGAUGGCCCGCGAGGGGGGGUCGCGAUCAACACUAGAAAUGCGAAUGCCCUCAUCAAGAUGGCGCUACCACAAAAGUCUAGUUAGUGUGUCGUUUUACAAUGGCAGAACGCCCACACUACGUGCGCCGAAUCAAUGCAAAAAUCGGAGACGGCGGAGGGGGACUAUGAAAUCCACGAUACCCGAUCUUUACAUGAGCUUGAUUCUAGUCGUAGUCGUUCUUUUCGUCCCCAUGUCAAUAGGCGCAAAGAUGGGAGCAAAAAAGUCAUGUUCAAACGCCCAGGGAGAGAAAGGCCGAUGUAUGUUCGUGUGGGAGUGUAUUAAAACUGACGGCAAGCACCUUGGAACCUGCACAGAUGGCUUUCUUUAUGGGAGUUGUUGUGGCAAGCCAGAUCACACAGAAGACAGUAAACCAUCAACACAGGUUCCGAGUCAUGACAUAGACGAUGAGGAAAACUCAUUGGAGUCACCGUUAGCAGAAGCCUCCCAGCCUCAAGUAAACGGUAUUGCAUCGGCGUUCAGUGGUUUAGCGAGUAGCAGUUCAACAAACGCAACAUGGGAGCCCAGGCCAUUGCAACAACACAUGAAACCCGCCGGUAGUCCAACGCUUCCUACAGUUCUUAGCAUAGCCAAUCUGCCAGUGCAGCAUAAGCAGCCGGUGGCUAUAGGCGGGCCCUAUUUUCAAUUCAGUCGUCCACCAACUAUGACAACUUUGAUGACGCACAGUCUACAGCGAUGGCCGCCAACGAUACGGCCAACGAUUGUCAACUCGUUUUGGUCAAUCUUUCGGCCUCGACCUACACUUCUUGUCAAACCUGGCAUCACCAUGCCAAUCAUCGCGUUAAAACCUGCCACGACUCCUGUUCGACCUACUAUCAUUGUGAGUUCUCCAUUAACUUCGCCCCUAAUGCAACCAUCAGUAACUUCACCAGCCAGUGUAUCCACUAUUCAGAGGUCUUCGACGACUACCACAACGACGUCAACGCAGGCAACUACAAAACUUCAGAUACCAACUUUGAAACCACAGCCAUCGACCAGCAACGGAGGUACUUUGGCAGCAGCGGCGGCGGCGGCAGAAUUUGAAAACAAUUUCAUUGAGACCGGUGGAACCGAAUCUUGCGGAGUCCCACCAUUAAGGCCACAGAAAAAGGUGGUUGGAGGUAAAACAUCAUCCUUUGGUCAAUGGCCAUGGCAGGCCUCGGUGAGAAGAAGCUCCUUCUUCGGUUUCUCUUCCACUCAUCGUUGUGGAGGCGCAAUCUUAAACAAGAACUGGAUAAUUACGGCAGCACAUUGUGUUGAUGAUCUUCUUGUUACACAGGUACGCGUACGGCUCGGCGAGUUCGAUUUCUCGUCAACACAAGAACCGUAUCCAUUCCAGGAACGGGGGAUCACUGCUAAAUACGUUCACCCACAGUAUAAUUUUUUCACGUAUGAAAACGAUCUUGCGCUUCUUAAAAUGGAUAAGUCACUUCAGUAUAUGCCGCACGUGGCCGCCAUAUGCCUCCCUCCUGAUACCACCGGAAACCUGGUAGGCCAAAACGCUACGGUGACUGGAUGGGGCAGACUUAACGAAGGAGGUGUUCUACCUUCGCUGCUACAAGAGGUUCAGGUGCCGAUUGUUUCAAACGAAAAGUGUAAGACAAUGUUUCAAGCAGCGGGCCGCAACGAAUUUAUUCCUUCAAUAUUUAUGUGCGCAGGGUAUGAAAAUGGAGGGAAGGAUUCAUGUCAGGGUGACUCCGGUGGACCACUCCAGGUUCGAGAUACCAGUGGGCGAUGGAUGUUAGCGGGGAUUAUCUCAUGGGGUAUUGGGUGCGCUGAACCGAAUUUACCUGGCGUAUGCACACGCAUCACUAAAUUUAAACCUUGGAUAGUCUCUACCAUAAGGAAGCAUAGUUGAGUCCUUCUUAUCUACUAUAGAUACAACACAGAUCUCCUUUUGACAAAAGACGCAAAGUACGCCGGUUGACGCAGGUCAAAAAAACUCGAUUUGGUGAAAAAGAACAAAAAAGCAUCCAUGCAUUUGCCGUACAAUUUAUUUACCAACAAAAAACUGCGCGAAUCCGAGCUCUGCUUUCAUUGCGGGGAUACCGAAAGGAUGCGUCUACUUCUCCUUCCUCUUGCGAAGGUUUCGAGGAACCAUACUGUUAAGCCAGCACUUCUCCCCUGUCCGCAUUCGUGUCUUGACAAUUUAGACGUAUGCACAUUAAUCCUGCUAUACACGUACAAAGCGUGUUCAUACCUGCACGUACAGGAUGACGAGGAUCACCCUGUUCCGCAUCUAACUCGCAGGAAACACGUAGAUGAAUAGCGUAGUUGAGUUGUAACAUUUCUAUAUUCCUAUUAUUUAGUGUUAUUAUUCUAUAGCGUUACAAUGAAUACUGUAUUGAUUGAAAUUGCUCUAUUACCGUUAAUGUUACUUGUCAAAUGCUUAUUACAUAGUAGCGUAUGUACUGUAGAGUUAAGUUAUCCUUCUACUGAAGUAAUUUGCGUAUGUCUUGCUACCUCAACAGAUACAAAAUGAAAACCCUCUAGCUGCCAAGAGACUUCUGUGUGUGUGUGUAAGAAAUUAAUUACAUCGAAUAAACCUUAGCUGACACUAGAUACAAUUCGCGUAUAGAAACUGUUUAUAUGUUGUUUUAGUUCUUCCAGAAGAACGAUUAUCCACAGGUAGAAUAAAAAUUCUUAAAAUGGGGCGAUGCCUUUGACCGAAAUAUCGUUGAAACACAUAAAUGACUAGCCUGCAUACGAUACACGUUAGGGGGUAUGCAGCAGGAAGAGCCAUCGCCUACAUAGGAAAGAAGCUUGUGCAAAAGGUGAAGAGUGAUCGAUAGCACUGACAGGUAUCGCAAAAGCACGGUACUCAAAAUUACGUAAUUAUUAAGCUUCGAUGCGUGCACUUGGGCGUCGUCGAAAACUUAUAUAACAAUCGUUAGAAUACACCUGCAUAUUGCAAGUAGGUCGCUUGUACAACGGAAAAGUUCCUUUACUGGACGUCCCAGCGCAUGACUGUUUCAUAGUACUGUGAUUUAUAUAUUGAACAAAACUAGAAUUAUCUUGAGGUCGAACGACACUCGACAUCUGCUGGUAGACAAUAGUUACUUUAGACUUAAUUAUUAAUGUUUCCAAUAAUAAAUGAAGAUUUUCAUACAGUACCGAAGAGCGAUUGAUGCAUAAUGAGACUGUCUAUGUGACAGCAAUCUUCUAACCACUUUUUAAAUAUCACCAGCUAAUCUCGUCGUAUUGCGAACACAGUGGACAAGGGUUAUUUCUGUUUUUGUGCGGAAUCUAAUAUA
Molecule: messenger RNA, 4771 nt
Organism: Varroa destructor (honeybee mite)
Lineage: Eukaryota; Metazoa; Arthropoda; Arachnida; Mesostigmata; Varroidae
Biological process (GO): proteolysis
Molecular function (GO): serine-type endopeptidase activity
Source: RefSeq, a predicted model, not a curated record